This is a messenger RNA of Cuculus canorus (common cuckoo), 5347 nucleotides long. It is a transcript of the gene POPDC1, whose product is annotated as blood vessel epicardial substance. Bases 168 to 1190 code for a protein of 340 amino acids. Gene Ontology annotation, molecular function: cAMP binding. NCBI's taxonomy places the organism in Eukaryota, Metazoa, Chordata, Aves, Cuculiformes, Cuculidae. Gene Ontology annotation, cellular component: sarcolemma. The record is from RefSeq and is a predicted model, not a curated record. The transcript is spliced from 8 exons.
CUGCGCGCUGCGGGGAUCGGUGCCGGCCCCGGCGCUGGCGCCGCCCGCCGCCCGCUGCCUAUUUUAGUCACAGCGGCGGCUCGGGGGACGCGGCGGGGUCGGAGCGGCAGCGGAGCGGGGGCCGCGCGGGACGCUUCUUCCGAGGGCGCGGGGCAGGAGUCUCCAAGAUGAAUACUACAUCAAUGACCCCACUCACUGUUACUCCACUAGGUUUUAUUCCAGAAUUAAAAAACGCCACCCUUGUGCCUUUCAAUGAGACUGCAUGUGAAAACUGGAAAGAGAUUCAUCAUCUUGUUUUCCACAUGGCAAAUAUUUGCUUUGCAGUUGGACUGGUUAUUCCAACUACUCUGAACCUUCAUAUGAUUUUUCUGCGAGGCUUGCUCACCAUAGGCUGUGCGUUGUUCAUCAUUUGGGCUACGCUCUACCGUUGUGCCUUGGACAUAAUGAUCUGGAAUUCUGUGUUUUUGGUUGUCAACCUUUUACAUUUCAUAUACCUGGUAUAUAAGAGAAGACCGAUCAAGAUAGAGAAGGAGCUUAGCAGCCUCUACAAGAGAAUGUUUGAACCUCUCCAUGUGCCUCCAGAGCUCUUCCAAAGACUAACUGGACAAUUCUGCAACAUUCACACUUUAAAGACAGGUCAAGCCUAUGCUGCAGAAGAUAAAACAUCAGUUGACGAUAGGCUGAGCAUCCUGCUGAAGGGGAAAAUGAAGGUGUCUUAUCGAGGGCAUUUUCUGCAUAAUAUUUACCCCUGUGCCUUUAUAGAUUCUCCUGAAUUUCGAUCAACACAGAUGAACCGGGGUGAGAAAUUCCAGGUCACCAUUAUCGCAGAUGAUAACUGCAAGUUUCUGUGCUGGUCCAGGGAAAGGCUGACUUAUUUUCUGGAAUCUGAGCCGUUUCUAUAUGAGAUUUUUAAGUAUCUUAUUGGCAAAGAUAUUACAAAUAAACUGUAUUCACUGAAUGAUCCAACUUUAAAUGACAAGGCUUCAAAAAAGAUUGAUCGACAGCCUAGUCUUUGCUCACAGCUCUCCGUGAUGCAGAUGAGGAACAGUAUGGCCAGUUCCAGCGACAGUGAGGAUGGCUUGCAAAUGUUCCUUCGUGGGACUUCUUCUGCAUCCUCUCUUCGAAAUAACCAACAAGAGUUCUAUAAUGCUUACGGAGUGAGUCGUUUGCAGCAUGAUGCUUUCUGUUGAUAACAUCACAUUAACUCAGCAAGCAUCCUCAAGAAGGUAUUAAAGUGGAUUUCUUUUUCACGUGUUACUUGUGUUUGACAUCCACAGUCCAUCUAAAUGUAAUUUAUUACGAAAUGAAACUGGUGCAUCUCUUCUUCCAAAAUUUGGGUUAAGCAGAAGUAGUUCAACCUACUUGCAAGGGUAGCUUCACCUAACUUUCAGUCCUUUAAAAAACAUUUUUGUAUUAGUUUCCAUUCAAGAAUUCUAUUGCUUGAUAGACAUUCAUAUACUUGUUAUUGACACAGUCUGUUUUUCUAUGCUGCUGGGUUUAGAUCACUCAGACUUGUUGUUCUAUGAAUCUGUAUUUGCAGACUUCUAAGCUAAGCAAGAAUGUAGAGAGGUUUUGGUUUGGUAAUGCUUUUAUUGGUAUUAUCUCAUGUGUGCUCCCUAUGUUAUACCCAACUUGUGCUUAAAAGCAGGAUUGUUUUUCAUGAGAAAUGACAUUUUAAUAGGCAUUUGGGCUUAGGCCCUCGAGAGUAGUGAAUGGAGGGUCUGAGUUCAAGGUCUGACUCGGUCUCUUGAACGUCUGUCCAACACUGGAUUGAGGCAUCAGUAGAUGUGGCUUUUAUAGAGAAAAGGGGCAUGUCUCUGAACCAAACAACUUGAUAGUGUUAGAUCUUAUACUGGAUCCUGUUGAACAGACUUUUAUGGCUUCUUACUUCUGAUUUCUGGAGAGAGUGAAGUGCUCUUAAACAAAAGAGAGAGAGUCUAAAAAUGGUGAUAAAGUGUACCAAUACAAAAAUCUGAAAAAAUGGAAAGCUGAAGUUAAAUCUAGCAUUUUCAGGCAUCCUUUCAUCUUUGAGUGUAAUAUUUUGAUGUCCUCCAACAAAGCCAAUUUUAUAUGCAAGUGUACACACAAAUCCUAGGUUUAGAGAAUUAAAUGUUCUAGACAUCAUUUGCUUAGGUCAUAAAAACCUAUCUGUGUGAAAAGAAGUGCUUAACAAUUCCAGUGAUUAAAAAUUGUUUAAGUAACCUUUAUCAUGAUGAUUAAAGUAGUUUUUUGAAUGUCAAAAGAAAAUGCUAAUACAUUUUUAACAUGGAAAAGUCUAAAAACCUAAUUCACAACAGUGUUUGGGUGAAUUUGACUUAAAAAUGCAGUAAUAUUAUAAUUUGCUGGUCUUGCCUGUAGCUGAAUUUUUGUUCUCUAACAUAUGCAGCACAAAGCAGUCCUCUUUCAUAAACAGGCUUUCUUAGCAUAGCACUUUACUGUAUAUCUGAAAAAUGUUUUUAAAUUAAUGGAAUAUCCCUGCAAUAACAGUUAUAUUACAGCUCUCGGUAUCUUUUUCAAGAACAUUUGACUUUUUGGCUAGGAUAUGGUGACCUACCACACCGGACCACUACCUCUUGAUCUUUUCUUAAAUGGUAUUUCAAAGUUUUCCCUUUUCUUUUUGGUCAUACUGUAGCUGAUUACAACCUACUGCCAUUGGGGUAGUUUGACUCUAGAAGAGAGCCCUAAGAGAAGAAAAAAGUCCAAGUACAGAUGCAGUUUCAGAAUGGAUGGUGGGAAAUAAACCUGUUUGGCUGAUGUCGGAGGAUCUCUUUGGUGAAAUCCUCAUACUGAAAAUUUAACUACAGUAGAGAUAGUUUGCAGUAAUACGUUGGACAAAAACUCCAUUAAAGGUCUUACUAGCAAUGGCUGUUGUGUGUGCUCCACUCUUGCAAGCUUUAUGAGUUACUGCUUUUCUAUAAGAUUGUCUCAGAGCAAUGAAAUCAAUGUCAGCCAAAAGUAUUGUGGCCUUCACCCAUUCAUCUUGUUUUCUAUAUGUUUAUGGGGCUAUUAUAUGUUCCAUAGGUUUUACAUUGUUGUGCUUUUAAGGCAGUUAGAGCUGUGAUCAGGUACCCAGGUGAGCUUUGCCCAGUGCACUAAAGAAUUUUUCCACAGCCGAGGCAACUGUGCAGAUCCACGUACCUUUUGUAUUUAAUCAUUCACGUCUUCAUUUGUGGAGAAGAACCAGUAGGUGAGUGUAAUGGUGAGAAAACAAUCACCAGAGACACAGCAUCGGGCACCUCACACAGUCAGGGUUUGCAGUGCAUUUGGGGAGAGUGCUGGGGCUGCCCGCAGAGUUUGAGUCUCAGAGGCAUUGCUGAUUCACAGAAGCGCGACUGCCCUGUGUCUAGAGUUUCAUGAUGCCUGUGGCCAAAUAACAAAGAAACGUUUACUUACAAAAUCCUCUCACAAGGGAGUUAGGACAGGAUCAUCAUAUUGUGUACACUUUGUCACAAAUAGAUGUAUAUAGCAGGUGUGUGUUGUGAAAUUAAUUGGUAAUUUCUUUGUAACUGUGGCAGGCCCAGGCCGGACAUCUCCCUACUUGAGAACUUCAGCAAAAAUGAAGCCAAUAGAAGAAACUGUUGAAGAUGAUGUCUUUGAAGCCCCGUGUUCUGAUAAGCUUGAACUCCAGCAGAUGCCUUAAACAGAUGUGUCCUUGGGCGUAUCAGAGCUUGCACAAAGUUCCAGUGCAAGAGGAAGAAGCUGAAUUUGGGAGGAAUAUGAAAGUUAAUAAACUCUCCAUGUCUGAAUUUUGCAUAUGUCAGUGGCUUCUAGAUGGAAGUGUCACACUUUAUUUUAGUUCUAAAUAAAGUAAAAUAAAUAAAAACUUGUACAGGUAUUAUUUUUGUCUUCUGGACAUGGGUGGUUGUUUUAUUUUGACUUUGACCCUUGCCAUCAUAAAUUUGGUAUUAAGUGACUGAACAGCCUGAAAUUUCUAGACACUUUUUCAGUGGAGAUCAUCCCCAGUUUCAUCUCUGUAAGUUUCUUAGAAGCCUGUGUCUUAUGAAUGGGAGAUUCUGAAAUCGUGUUUCCAAAGCCGGGUUGCUGUUACCUACCAUCAUUGUUGUAAGAUUCUCAUAUGAAAUAGUACACGUACUCUUCUGCAUCUUUUGGUAGGAAUUUUCAUCUAAAUCUGGCAUUUCUUAACCUGUCUGCUUGACUCUACAAGUGUAAUAAUAACUUCAAUUUUAAUUUUUUCUUGGCAAAAUAUUUAAUGUUGCCUUUAUUCCUUAACUUUUUCUUCUUUAGAUAACUGUAUUACUCCAAAGUCUAUGCUUUUCCUUAGUGUUAUUCAUGGAGUGAUUGAGCUUUUCUGGAUUAACCUUUCCACACCGCAAUACACGAGGUACAAAUUAAACUUGAUGUAGGAAAUUCAGUUCAGAUCUCAAAACUGAGUAGCUGCAAGUACAGUAAAACACAGUCUCCUACAAGGAAGACAUGUAGAUGGUAGCUAUACUUCUGUGCUUUGACAGUUCUUGAAAUUUGUUAUGCAAAGAAUAGUAUAUUUUAACUGAAAAAACCAGAGAAGAGAUACUAUUCCACUUAUCGAACUGCACAAAACUCUGCUACCUACAAUAAUAGAAGUCUGGCAUAAACUCUUAUGGAGUCAAAGGUGUCAGAGUCUGGGUUUUGCUGGUUUGUGUCAUUGGUUUGUGUCAUUCCAUUUUAUUUCUAAAAUUUAUCCCGACAGAGCAUCCUUGAAUCAGCCUGCAUCUGAGUUACACUCAUUCCCUCCUCAAAGGCUCCUGCGAUAUCAAACCACACAAUUAAAUGAUUGGAAGUUUGACCUGUAUUGUCGAGUGUUCCUACUCCUAUGAAUUUAAAUGCAGUGUUUAAUAUUACAUCAGUACAUCUUGUGGUCCGGUCAGUUCUGUUUUACUAAAAAUGCCAUACUGUGGUGGGACGUACUUACCAAUUUGUGUGAAUAUAUGUAAAAUAUCUUCAGGCCACACACAUGCAAAAGACAGCGCAUUGGCCUCUGUUGGAGUUGAUGUAGUUAAUCACGCAAAUUUGAUUUAAUGUUAUGAAGGUCUUAUAGGUAGAAAACAGGAAAUCUCGUUGCAGCUGUUGUAACUUAUGCUCAAGUGGUAGUUGAAACAGCUUUCAAACCCACUGCUUUAAUUAAUCAAAAUGAACAGUAGAAUCAGUUGUGAGUGUACUGGUGUACAACUGGGAUUCAGCAAAUAAAACCUAAAUGCAUGUUUAAAAUUAUACCACAUUUUUAGGAGCUGUCAAAUACUAGCAACGGAACAGAUUAUACCGUGAACAAAAAUACAGUAGACAGCAGGAAAAUUAAAUAUAUUUGAAAACCAAGAAACAAAGAGAAAUACGUAUCCUUAUAACUCCAGUG